AUGAUUAAAUACAUUCAAUGCAACCUGAACCACUGCAAAGUGGCUCAGGACCUGCUCCGGCAGCAUGUGGCCGAGCAGCGCGUGGAGGUUGUGCUCAUCACCGACCCCUAUUCUGCUCCCGAAAUAGCAACUUCAUGGUUCACCAGCUCUGGAACCCAGAGAGCAGCCAUUUGGCUCGUAGGCAACGCAGUCACCGCAGCCGAAAUCCACAGAGAUCCAGAGUUCGUGUCCGCUCGCAUCAACGGAGUCCAGACUUUUAGCUGCUACGCUUCACCCAACAAGUCUCGGGCCGAGUUUGAAGACCUCCUGCGGAGAUUGGAACACAAGGUCAGAGCCGUCGAACCAGGGGUCCCAGUACUCAUAACAGGAGAUUUCAAUGCGCGGUCAGCGGCAUGGGGAGACUGGUGCCGCGAUACCCGAGGAGAAGAUCUGAGCACGCUGCUUAACUCUCUUGGACUGCAGGUCCUAAACGAGGGAUCAAAGCCAACCUUUGUGGGCAUAGGUAGAGGCUCUAUAGUAGACAUCACUGCCGUGUCCGAGUCCCUUGUGAGACGCGUCUCUGGAUGGCGCGUGUGCGACGAGGUGGAAAGCAUGUCUGACCAUCAGUACAUCGCGUUUCAAAUAGAGGAUACUAGAACCAGAGCGCCCGCAAUCAGAAACGAGCCGAGGGGCUGGAAGACCGAAGGCGAGAUUAGCAGCCAAGACAUGGAAAUAGGACUUCUUCUGGCGAGGUGGACCAGCGAUCCCACCCUGUUUGCGACAUCUGCCAAUGCCGAACAACGAGCCCAGGCCGUACACGAGUCCAUCACUAAGGCCUGCGACUUCACCCUCAAGCGCAUGGUUCCUAACCCUACGGGGAAACCUCCGGCUCACUGGUGGAACGAAGAAAUUGCCUCCGAGCGAAGAAAAUGCGUGGCGGCGAAGCGAACCAAAACCAGAUGUGCCUCAAAACUCCACCGCAACCGCGCACGUGGACAAUACUCUGCUAUUGAAGAGGAAACUGCAAUCACCGCGAACUCCGCCUAUAAGGAAGCCAGGAAAGGACUGAAAAUCGCCAUCGCGCAGAGCAAAAAGAACUGUUGGAACGAAUUACUAGAAACAAUCGACAAUGACCCAUGGGGAAAACCCUACAAGCUGGUCGCUCGAAGACUACGCGGUCCUCCCGCAACAAGCAACAUGGAACUCGAAUCAGUACGACGAAUCACGGAAACACUCUUCCCCGUCCAUCCCCCGAUGACGAUGCAAACUCUCGAAGUAAAUGAGACGCCUCCACCCUUCACAACAGAGGAGGUUAACAAAGCGGUUGAAAGAAUCAAGCGGAAAAACACCGCCCCAGGUAUGGACAACAUAAAUGGAAAAAUAAUUAGCGUUGUUCACCAGGUAUGCCCGUCCAUGCUACUGGGAAUGUUUAACCAGUGCAUAAAAGAAGGAGUGAUCCCUUCCGGCUGGAAGAGAGCCCGCGUCAUCCUCCUAAAGAAGGGCAACAAACCAGAUGGGGAGCCUGCUUCAUACAGACCUAUCUGCCUCCUGAACGUGGUAGGUAAAGUAUUCGAGUCCCUGUUGGUGGCAAGGCUACACGAACACAUUGCCGGUAGAGGCGGAUUGUCCCGUAACCAGUUUGGUUUUACCAAGCAGCUGUCCACGGACGACGCGGUGAGGAAACUCCAGAGUACGAUCCUAACGGAAAUAAAUUUCCCAUCGUCAAAGUUCUGCGUGGCAAUCAGCCUGGAUAUCAAGAAUGCCUUUAACUCCAUCGGCUGGAACGAGGUCAUGCUAGCACUAAGCCAGGCCGAAACCCCCAUGUACCUGAAAAGAGUCUUCCAGGACUACUUUUCCGGGAGGUCAGCCGAAACCUCGGCUGGAGACCAAAAAGUGGAGAUUCAGGUGUCGAGUGGCGUUCCGCAAGGCUCUGUCGUCGGCCCGCUUCUCUGGAACCUCGCCUAUGAUCGGAUUCUCCAACUCCAACUCCCGCGGGGGUCCAGACUGAUCGGCUUCGCCGACGACACCUUAGUCGUAUGCUCGGGGAAAACCAUACCAGAGCUGGAAACAAUAGCCAACGAGACGCUCUCUUUGGUUUCCAAUGAGAUCCGGAACAUGGGACUGUCACUGGCGGUACACAAAACCGAGGCGGUCGUGUUCUCCAACAAAUACAAGUAUGAAACCCCAAGGCUGAUACUUAACGGGCAAACCAUCCAGCCGAAGGACAAGAUGAAAUACCUGGGGAUGAUAGUGGAGCGCGGCCUACUCUUCAAGGACCACAUUGUCGAAGCCGCAUCUAAGGCGGAAAAAAUGUCAAGCGCCCUAGGGAGACUUAUGCCCAACAUCGGAGGCCCAAAAGAGUCCAGAAGGAAGCUUCUGUUAUCAGUAACGACGUCGAUUCUCCUCUACGGAGCACCAUCAUGGGCGGAGACAAUGUCCCUGGUCCCGAGAAACAAGUCACUGGUAAAUGGCGUGCAGCGAAAGGCACUACUCCGAAGCAUCUGUGGCUACCGAACAGUUUCGGAAACAGCAACAAGCAUCCUGGCUGGCACGCCGCCUGCCGACUUACUGGCGGAGGAACGCAGUGCCACGUUCAGCGAAAGGAGGUCUGGAGUACGCAGUGAGUUCUCUCCCCGCGCCUCCACAAUGGCGAAGUGGAAAGCCCGCAUCGCCGAGUCUAUAUCCGGUGAAUGGAGCAAACGGUUAAUCCCCGAUGUUGAAAGGUGGUGCCUCGGCAAACAAGGGGACCUAGACUUUCAUUUAACCCAAAUCCUUUCUGGACAUGGUUGCUUUGGAGUCUACCUCCACAGAAUCGGCAAAGAGGAGUCAGACGCAUGCCACCACUGCAACGCAUGCCGCGACAGCGCAGAACACACGUUGGUCGAAUGCCCGGCAUGGGUCGAGGAGAGGCUGCAGUUGGCACGCGCGACUGGUGGAACGGUAUCAGUAGACAACCUCGUGCCUGCCAUGCUGUCCUCUCAUGCAAACUGGCAGGCCGUCAAAGACUUUGCCAGAGCGGUGAUGAGUAAGAAAGAGUCUGACGAAAGAGACAGGGAGCGUCCAGGUGGACCAAGACCAAGGAGGGUUUAG
Molecule: messenger RNA, 3069 nt
Organism: Macrosiphum euphorbiae (potato aphid)
Lineage: Eukaryota; Metazoa; Arthropoda; Insecta; Hemiptera; Aphididae
Source: the annotation of a GenBank genome assembly